Agrilus planipennis (emerald ash borer) is the source of this 1311-nucleotide messenger RNA. RefSeq names its product transmembrane protein 104 homolog. Lineage: Eukaryota; Metazoa; Arthropoda; Insecta; Coleoptera; Buprestidae. The transcript has a single exon. The coding region runs from base 31 to 1311 and encodes 426 amino acids. The record is from RefSeq and is a predicted model, not a curated record.
GCGAGUCUCUUUAAGUUAUUUAACUAUUUAAUGACUCUUGGAGUUCUUAUACUUCCUGGGAGUUAUUCUUUAAGUGGUUGGUUCAUCGGUUCAGUGAUUAUCAUAUGGUUGGGAUUCAUUUCGUGGUUAAGCGCUUCAUUUCUGAUAGAGGCUCAAGCGUGCGCAAACAGAUUAGAAGAUUACCGAAAAGGGAUCCUGGAUGCUGAUUACUCACUCACUAGAGAUUACAAUUUGAGCGAGCUGAUAAUGAUUAUGCUUGGCAAAACGGAUCAAGUGAUGUAUACAACGAUCGUCAUCGCGGAACUCUAUUUCGAAGCGUUCAUUGUGACCAUUGUUGUCGGAAGGUCCGUGGCGCACACGAUAUGCUCCGGAGGAGAAGUUGAAUACGUUUCGAACGAUCAGACAUGUAGUGAUGGAAUACCAUUUCAGAAGAUUAACAUUUAUAGAAUUUCGACAUUGGUCUUCGUAUUGGUGGGUGUUGUUCUGAGCGCGUUUUCAUCAAAAAAAGCAACGCCACUGCAUCUGAUCAUUUCUAUAUACCGAAGCUCCAUGGUACUGGCCAUUAUUAUUUCUGCCGCUUACAAAAUUGGUAGGAACAAGACUCAGACGCCAGUAGCAAUGGCUGGAGCUCAUCAGUUGCCCAAGCUCCUAGGAUCAACGAUUUUAUCGUUCAUGUGUCAUCACUCUAUCCUACGGAUUCUAUAUCCUGUACAUAAAAAGAACAGGUUGCAGUCCUAUAUUGUGAAAAUCUUCAGUAGCGUCAUUUGUUUGUACGUUAUCAUAUCGUUUACGGCAAUUUUAGCAUUCGAACCUGUCCAGGAGGUGUACAGUAUUAAUUUUGCCGUUCAAUCAGAUGAUUUUGUGAUAAAGAAGGUAUUUGACUACUUGAUAGCUGUUUAUCCAGCUGUUGCAGGACUGAUAGUCUUUAUCGAAAUAUCCAGGUCCUUACAGGAACAUUUACAAGUUCUCUGCCUAAGUUUUAAUGAUUUCGAAACUUAUAAUUUUUGUAUUAGGAAAUUGUAUUUUCCGUUCUUUGUCAUUUUGUCAGUUGUUGUGCCUUUAUGUACCAAUAAGAUUAAAGUUUUUGUGCCGAUAGCUGGUACAUUCGGGGGUAACAUUACGCAGAACAUUAUACCGUUACUCUUGGUUCAUACGGGUAGAAAAACCUGCCAAAAAACAUUGCAACCUUCGGUAAAUUAUUAUUCAAGUCCGCUCAAGAAAUGGUAUUGGCCACUUGCUGUUUUCAUUUGGGUGGCUAUCAGCUUGUUCGCUACCACUAUUACACUCAUCCCCUAUCUUAUGAAGCUAUGA